Chilo suppressalis (striped riceborer) is the source of this 8837-nucleotide messenger RNA. Lineage: Eukaryota; Metazoa; Arthropoda; Insecta; Lepidoptera; Crambidae. The record is from the annotation of a GenBank genome assembly.
AUGCGGUCCGGUGGGUGGGCUAACUCACCGGAUGUAGAGUCGCACAGAAGGUCGUUGCCGGAGUUUGGUCCCGCGGGCCAGGGGGCGGGGGGUGGGGCGGGGCCGGGGUCAGGGGCGGGGGGCUGGGGCGUGUACUGGCUGAGAUCGCAGCCCCCACCAACGCCGCCGAGACCGCCCUCGCCGCAGAACAAAUCCUCUAUAUGGCCGCUGAAAGCAGUACAGGUGAGCGCGGACUGCAUCACGCUGUGCGUGAUCGAUGACUGCCUCGACUCGGACGUGCCCCUCCUGGAGGUGUCGUUCGGAGAACUGCGCGUCGAACAGGAUCUUCGCAAAGAAGAAGAAGGUCUAGAGGAUCCGCUGUUAGUGUGCACACCGGCCGGCCCAGCACCCUCCGUCAUAGGCGGAGCGGAGGCGGGAGCGGGAGCGGUGGCAGCAGCGGGGGCGACUGCGGCAGCGGGCAGCGGCCGGCUGAGUGCGAUACUGUCAGCAGACUACUACAAUCGUACCCUUUCUGGAUGGGAACCUGUCAUCGAACCAUGGCGAUUUGAGACGAGCUGGGAGAGCACGCUGACCAGCGAGUUGUCGCCGGGACGAGUGCAGGUGGAGGUGCGAGCGUUAGAGACCCUCGGCGUCAACGUGACCUGCGCGCUCGUGGAGCUGUGCCAGCUGGUGCGGCACAACUGGGCCGCCGACUACUAUGGACAGUGGGCGGGCGGUGAGGCCGGGCAGUCUCCUAAGGGCAGUCCGGCGGGGCACCGGCGCCGGUCGCCGUUCGUGCCGUACGCGCUGCGCAACCGGACCGGACACCGGCUAUGGUUCACCACGCUCUCUACCACAGCGCACCAGGCGGUAGAAUCGACCGCGGGGUGGGGCGGUCCGGACGACUCUUGGGUAUGCGUACGCGCAGACGAAACCGAGCCGUUCUCAUUCGGGGCUCGGCGCCGCGCCAGGCACCACGCCACCGCCUCCGCCUCCGCCUCCGCCUCCGCUGAACGAGCGCCAGCCUUACAUCUACUGGCGCUCAGGCUGGAGGGGUGGGCGCCGCCCGAUCCCGUGUGCGUCGACCGCGUCGGGAUAUACUUCAGGCAUAUCACUCAUACGAAGUCGGGCAGCACAGCGCGCAUAGUGUUCGAAGUGUCUCUGGAGGGAUCAGCUCGCAAACUGGUGACGGUGCGGUCCGCGCUCGUGCUCGUCAACCGCCUGCCCCACGCGCUCGAGCUGCGGGUGCCGCGCGACCACGCCCACAUGCAAGGCUCGUGGACCGGUGGCGGGGUCCGCGUGGCGGUGGUGGGCGCGGGCCAGUCGUGGGCGGCCCCGGUGUCGGCGCGGCCCGCGGCGCUGUGGGCGCGGCCCCUGCUGCACGCGCCCCACGCGCCCCACGCGCCCCACGCCGAGCGGGGGCCCGCCCUGGGCCCGCCCGGGCCCGCGCCCGGCCCCACGCCCGCCCCCGCCGCUAUAGACUGGCGGGACGCGCCCCACCCCGCGCACGCCGCCCUCCUGCACUACCAAUGCAGGGCGCCGCCCGACUAUGUCUACAGAUUCUGCUGCUCCAUCGUACGGGAGAGAUUUCCGCCGGAUCGUGGCGCACCAAUGGCGGGGCACACGUUGACUUUAGUGCCGGCGCUGCGGCUGGAUAACCUGCUGCCCGUGGAGAUGCACUACCGCUGCGGGCCCGCAGCCGCCUCUGCCUCCGCUACUGCCCCUGCGCCCGCCGCUAUGGGCGCGCUGGCCGCCGGCCAAACGAGGCCGUUUCAUGAGGUGAACGUAGAAGAAGGGGUGGAGAUAUCGGUUCGCGUGGAGGGGUUUGGCUGGUCGUCUGCGCUGCUGGUUGGGGGAGGGGGAGGGGCAGGGACGGGGGGAAGUGGAGGGGGCUCGUUCACGGCGCGCCUCAAGCUGCGGGACACGCGCGCGCGCCGGCUCUACCUCACUGCGCGCGUCAAUAUAUCCAACACGGACGCGAUCACGGUAUCCGUGCUAGCGGCGUACUGGCUGGUGAAUCGGUCGGGGCUGCCGCUGGUGGCGGGCGCGGGCGUGGCGGCGGGCGGCGGGGCCGGCGCCGGGGCGGGCGCGGAGAGCGGCGAGGCGGCGGGGCAGGGCGCCGAGCAUGAGGUGGCGCGCGUCGUGCAGCCGCUGCUGUUCAGCUUCACGGGCGCGGACCAGGCGCCCACGCUGUCCGUGCGGCUGGGGCACCAGCGCGCGCCCACUGCGCAGUGGUGCUCCCCCUUCGGACUCGGUCCCGGCAUAACCGUGAAGCGGUUGACUUGCCGCGGAGCCGGGGCCGGGGCGGGGGCGGAGCCGGGCUCGGAGUCGGGCGAGGAGCGCGAGUACUGGAUCGGGGUGGAAGUGAGGGCGGGCCGCGGCCGGCGCCGGGACACCAACAUAGUCACCUUCACGCCGCGCUACCAGCUGCACAACAACACACCAUUCACGCUGCAGUUCGCCCAGAAAUGCACAGCUACUACUGUGUCGGACCCAGGCGCUACGGCAACGCACGUGGUGGCCGUGGCCGGGUGCUUCCUGCCGUGGCACUGGCCGCGACCCGAUAGGCCGCGGCUGCUAUGCGUGCGGGUGCUAUCGUCCGCGUCUUCUUCCGCUUCCGCUUCCGCGUCCGCUAUAUCGUCCGCGUCGACGCCGACGCCGCUAACCGCGUGGUCGGGAGGCGCGCGAGUCGACGCUCCGCGUACUACGCACUUUGCCUGCAGGGAGGUGGCGGGCGGGGCCUCAGGGACGGCGGGCUCUGGGGGUGGGUACGUGGUGCUGCGCGUGGAGGUGGUGGGGCGGGGCGCGUCGCUGUACGUGCUGGUGUCGGGCGCGGAUGCUGCGCCGCCGCCGCUGCUCAUACACAACCACUCGCCCGUCUCCAUCAUGUACCACCAGGCGGGUUGCUCGGAGGAGAGCGUGGUGGGGUCUCACGGCACGUCGCGCUGGGCGCUGCCGGAGCCGGAGGGGGCUCGCGCGGUGGUGCUCCGGGCUCCGGGGGGCACGCGCGCCUGCGUGCAGCUGGCUGACCCCGCGCCACCCGCACAAGCCGCGCCCGCUACGCUGCACUACCAGAACUUCGUGCUGGUCGCCUUCACGCCCAACGCGCAUACUGACGCGAAUGGUGCGAUGGCUGACGACGAAGAUGUAUUGGUGCUAGAAGUGCCUUUAGGGUCUACAAAGGUCAUACUGGGGAAGAAGAGAUAUGGAGAUAGGUCGCAGUUGUGGCGGCGAGGCCCGGGGCAGCAGCUCGUGCAUGAAGGCAGUUCGCCCCCGCAGCCCACUGACGCGCAACUCAACGAUGACAACACGCUCUCUCCGCACGCUAUGGUGCUGGACAUAGAGGAGGCGGCGCCGCGGCCGGGCGUCGCGUCGCGGCUCGUGGUGCGCCGCGCUGACGGACGCCGCGCCUCCACGCAGGCGUGGCGGCUCACCCGCGCCCGCCGCAUGCAGUGCGCGCACCGCAACCUGUGCGUGCGGCCCGCGCCGCCCGCCGGCCUCGUGCCCGGCAACCGCGCCGUGCUGGCCCUGGCGGUGGCUGACCGCGAGCGCGGCGCGCGCACGCAGCUGGUGUCGUGGCCGACGCUGCGGCCGGGCUCGGGGCGGCUGGCCGUGUCGCUGCACGCGCAGGGGCCCACGCGCGUCAUCAGCGUGCGCGACGCGGAGGCGCCGGAACUGAACUGGAUAGAGAAGGACGAGGAGGAGGAGGAGGUGGAGACGAGGCGGGGUCGGCGCGAGUGGGAGGUGGUGGUGUCACUGGGGGGGCUGGGGCUGUCGCUCGUGGCCCGCGCGCCCCACGCCGAGCUGCUGCACUGCGUGCUGGCCGGCCUCAGCCUGCGGGCCGCGCUCGCCGACCACUGCGCGCUGGCGCUCACCGUGCGCCACAUGCAGUGGGACAACCAGCUGCUGGGCACAUCGUCCCCCGUUUUACUAUACUGCCUGCCAGAUCGAGGGGGUGGAGCUGGGUCUGGAGGCGAGUCGUUGCCCGCACUCCACAUGUCGCUGGAGGUGGAGCGCACCCGCCACAGACGGUACAACGCCGUGUUCUUCAAGCAUUUGGUCGUCGUGCUGCGGCCACUCGCCGUUAGACUCGAGGAGAGGUUGAUCCUUCUGCUGUGGCUGUGGGCUAGCGGUGGUGCUGAAGGACAGGAAGGGGAGGGGGAUGAGGGCGCCGACGAGGCGGAGGGGGCGGCCAGGAGAUCGCUCAGUGAUCUCACUGCACUGGCUGCUACUAGAUACUACUUCGGACUCAUCAAGGUCAUGCCCAGCCAGAUCCGGCUGUCGAUGACGACGGCGAGCAAGCUGGAGGGCGAGCUGAGCGCAUUGAAGCGGCGCCUGGGGCUCACGCUGAUCCGGUUCGAGGACGCCGCCGUAGAGCUGGAGCCCUUCGUGCGCGCGCACGCCUUCGAGCCCGCGCCGCAGCUGGCCGCGCAGCUGCUGGCGCACUUCAAGGACGAGCUGAAGUGGCAGGCGGCAAAGAUCCUGGGCUCAGUGGACUUCCUGGGGAACCCGCUGGGGUUCGUGGCUGACGUGUCUGAGGGCGUCACCGGCCUACUGCUGGAGGGCAACGUGGCCGCGCUGCUGCAGAACGUGACCCAUGGCCUCUCCAACUCUGCGGCCAAGGUUACAGAGUCGCUGGGUGACGGGCUGGAGCGCGUGGUAUCGGACGAGGCGCACGAGGAGACGCGGCGCCGGAUCAGGAGCGCGGCGCCCGGAGCGCACCUCGCCGCCGGCUUCCGGGGGCUCGGGCUCGGCAUCCUCGGCGGUGUGACCUCGCUGGUGAAGCACAGCUACGAGGGUGCGGCAGCUGAAGGGCUGCCGGGGUUCCUGGCCGGAGUGGGCAAGGGCCUGGUGGGCACCGUCACCAAGCCCGUCAUCGGGGUCCUCGACCUCGCCGCCGAGACCGCGUCCGCUCUCCGGGACACCAGCAGGAGGUCAGACAAGUGGGUGCCGGGUCGCGUGCGUCCGCCCCGGGUGGCGGGUGGCGCGGGAGGCCUGCUGCCGCGGUACAGCGCCUCCGCUGCGGACGGGCUGCAGCUGCUGCACGCGCUGGCCGGCGGCCGCGAGCUGUUCCUGGCCUACCGCCCCGUGCGCGACCAGCCGCACGACAUCCGCGCGCUGCUGUCCGACGCCUGCCUGCGCAUCCUCACCUGCAAGCACGCCGCGCCCGCGCCCGCGCCCGCGCCGCACGUCGUCAUGGAGACGCCGCUCAGCAACCUGGUGUCGUGCUCCACGGUGUCGAUCGACGGCGCGCACUACGUCGAACUAUGCGUGCGCGGGGGCGGGGCCAGCGGGGGUAGUGGAGGGGGCAGCGCGGGGGCGGGGGCGGGGGGAGGGGGAGGGGGAGGGGGAGGUAUAAGUGAGGGUGUUCGCCGCCCGCGCGUGCAGUGCGACAGCGCCGAGCUGUGCGCGUGGGUGGCCACGCACGCUGCGCUUGCGCAACGCUUACACAAGGAAUACGCACACACGCUGCAUCCGCAUCCUGACCUCGCCUGAACGAUAUCAGAAAAUGAUAGCUCAUUGAUCAUUCCCAACGCUAAGGGCUAGCGGUCACUAUCGCCCCGGCAUAGCAAAUGAUUUUCGUAUGGAAAACAUUCGAAAGUAAUUUUUACACAUUAACGCUCAAACUCUGUAAAUAUCAUAUGUAGAAAAAGAAAAUUCUGUGUUUACACACGAUUUAACAUUGGAAUUCAAAUUAUAAUAGGGAUGAUGACGGGGUACAGUAAACGAAAUUCUAUUUAGUCCGUCAGUUAGAUGAUCGAAAAAUAAUGGACACGUAUUUUUUCUUUGGGCAAUCAACCAAAAAAUUACAAAGCUAUAGCGCGUCAAAGUUUGGGAGUAGGGGCUCGUGACGUCACUUUUGAAUGAAUUUUCCCUUAUGAGUGUACUCAAACGUGACGUCAUGCGACUUUUCAAAUCAAUAUAUCUCUGCAAUGCUUAUGAUAUGUGAAAAAAGAAAAAAUACGUGUCCAAUACUUUUUGAUAAUCUACCCGAUAAACGAAGAAAAAAAAUUGGUCAUCAUCCCUAUUGUCAUACUCUUAAGAUUUAUUGUUAGUUGUAUGAAAAUCCUUGUUGUGCCGUGCUUCGAUGCAGUCGCCGUUAGCAUUAAGAUUUGAUAACUCCAAUUAUGUAAUAUUAACACUACGACAUUUUAUAACAUGACUUGUUUUGUUUUAAUGUUAAGCAAUUAAUUAACUUUGUUGAACUCCUGUGUAGGAGUACAUUUCCUUUUGUAUGGCCUUUUAUUACAUUUACUUCGCAUCACAUAUAAAUUGAAGGAUAAUUUUAAAAAUGAUUAUUUAUUUGAGAGUUUUUCUUUAUUAUUUAUUCGAGAUUUAAGUUAUAAUAUGUGAGGCUUGAACAAAUAAAAACAUUUGAGAAGUUAAUUAACAUCACUAAACUGAAAGCGCCAUAUUCCUUUAUAAGUACCUUAAAGUAUUUAUAAAAUGAUAAACUACAAAUACUUAACUUGUACUUAAAACUAACAGUUUAUAAAACAAUAUUAAUUUCUAAUUUAAGAGACGUUUAUUGAUUAAUGGAUGAUUGUGAAGUAAUUUAAAGAUCCAAUCUACUACCUCUACAAAAUAAUAUAGAACUAGCAAACCAGUGAACCAAAUGUUCACCAAAACCUGAUUUCUCGAAAACCGGAAGUGCUACGUUACUCAAAUCUGGUUUGUAGUCUUAUCAGACUAUUCUUAACUUAUAACUUAAAUAUUCUCUUUAUCUAUCUCUUACGGUUUGGCCGCUGAAACAGCACCACAGACAGACGGACGGACUUGUCUAAUAGAUAAGAGAUGCUGUAAUAAAAUACACAUCAAAUUGAUCACAUAAUUUUAUUAAUUGAUAAAUUUAUUUUUUAAGCAUGUAACUGCUCAUUGUUUAAUUUUAAAGAAAAUAUUACUAAUUAAAAACGGGACCAGGCACACCCCGUCUGCUGGCUGGUCCGCGUGGAAUUUUUUCUAGUAACAUUUUCUUAUGUUAUUAUUAACAUAAUAUGUGACGAGUUUAGCAUUCAAUGAGGGCUACCGUUUUCUGCCUCACCAGAUGGCGCCACUGUUGAGUGAGGUCCUAAAUUGUAACUUUUAAAGUUUAUCAAUACGCACAUGAAAUCAAAGGUUACAUUUAGAUCGUAUUUUAACACAAAAGAACCAUAUCCUAAACAUAAUAGGCCAUGCCACAUUGACGCGCAGUUCCGUUUUAUUUGGAAAAAAUGGGAACAUAAUAAUUUUUCUAAGCUCAAAUUUUUAAUAACUGACAUUCAUUGCCACAUAACUCAUAUUUGCCAUAAUUAAGCCGAAUUGUCACCAAUUAUUCACAACAUUAUUUUAAUUAGAAAUAAACCCGCGUAGUCAACCAACAAGCAAUAACAUUUGACAUUUCGGAGACCUCACGCUACACUAGCGCCUCUAGCGGCGGAUUCAUACGCGAUAGCCCUCAUUGGUCGAAUACUACUUAUUAUAGUGUCCUACAUAUUAUUAGCUAAUAGGUACUUAAAGACUGAGAUGUCCUUGAUGGCAUGUUAAAGUUGUAAUUAUAGAUUUUAUGACUUGUAUACAUUUGUUUAUCGCCUAUUAGUGAUUAAGAUUUAUCAGCAGCAACUCCUUGUGCGUCUGAAUGGUUUCAAGUGAGAUAAUGAAAAAAAAUGUAAGGUAAAUAUUUAACAGUUAGAAAUGGCGGUUGAAGACGUAUAUCACAAACCUGCAGGUCUUUGAAUGAUUUUCGAUAUAUGUGUUAGUAAACAUGUGUAUUUGUAACAAUGUUUUCAUAGUCAUCGUUCCCCGUAUAAUCUACUAGUAAAAAUGUAUUUAAGUUUGUUUGUAAAUAGCAUAGGUAUAUUGUGUACGGUGUUCAUAAGGUUACGAUUAUAUAUAAUGCAUGACUGAUGUUAAAAUUUCUUUAUUUCAGUUGGAAUAUUUAUAAUAUCAUAAUUUACUAUGUGAGAAGCUCGAUGGAGCAAGUGGUUAGCCUUCGGCUGCAAUCGUUGAAGUUAAGCAACUUUCACAGUGGUCGGUCAUUGGAUGGGUGACCAAAAAUUUUCUAUCUCGAGCUCCGCCGUGCUUCGGAAGCCACGUUAAGCCGUUGGUCCCGGCUGCGUCUGCAGUCGUUAGCACCCACCAAUCCGCACUGGGCCCAUGUGGUGGGUCAUGGCCCAAUCUCCCUAUUCCAUCCAUAGGGUAGGCCUGUGCCCCAGCAGUGGGGACAUUAAUAGGCUGAUGAUGAUUAAGAUAAUUAUGUAUAAACUUUAUCUUACUAGUCCCUCUGGCAAUAAUAUAUGUAAUUUUACAGAAGAACGACUUUUUACAGAAGAAUAAGGAUUUCCAUGUUCAUUUCCAUGUUUCAAUAUCAGUAGGGUAACUUAAUGACAUAGGAUAAUAUAAUAUGCUAAGGUUGCAUUCUUUAAGUAUUUUACUAAAUUAAAUAUCAAUUUAUCACUAAUUUCAAAUCAGUAGAAGUCCAGUUUUGAGUUAAAAGGUUUUUAUAAAAGUUUAACGGUAAAAAAAACUUUAAUUGUUAUACUAAUCCACUUGGUUGGGGAGUGUUAUUCGAACCCUGGAAUUUGACGGCAAGUGAGGACAAAAAAUUUUGAAUUUGGUUAACAAAUUCUCAAAGUUCUAAUAUAACACCAAUGUAACCACAGAACACAGAAUGAGAUCGUUUUUACUUGCUCGCUUCCCACUACGCUUCCACCUAAUAGAUAAUAGCCAAUCAAACGGCGCGACAUCAAACAAUUGAGCCAAUCAGCGACAGCUCACAUCCGAAAGCAACGACGAAAUCAGAACAAAGUUUUGAUUAAGUUAUGAGCAUUUGCUCACACAUGACUGCAGGCGCGGUCCGAAGGAGCGGGGGGGGGGGGGGG